Molecule: messenger RNA, 4002 nt
Organism: Dimorphilus gyrociliatus
Lineage: Eukaryota; Metazoa; Annelida; Polychaeta; Dinophilidae
Source: the annotation of a GenBank genome assembly
GCAACAGUUUCCUCUUCUCCCACUCUCUCUCCCUCUUUUUGAUCGCGUGAACCGAUAGAUGGCAAACACGAUGAUAUAGUACGCAUGCGCUAGAACAGAGUCGAUACUCGAGUAAAUCGGGCAAACUCGUCUAGUCGGCGUCGCGAAUAGAAAGAGAGGAAGGAAAAUAUUACCUCUUCGGGACUCUCAGAUCGAUAGGAGCCAUCUACAUUCUUAGUGGACAAAAAGUGAAGAAAAAUAGGCAAAUUCUUCAAGAACAGACAGGAAAUUCUCAAAAUUUUCCUCUUAUGCAGUCAUGACUCAUUCCGAGGAUGAAAAAGCAGAACGUUCGAACGCUAUCGUUAAUCGUCUGCACCUUCACUUAUUUGUUAAUUGGAGCCGCCGUUUUCGAUGCUCUGGAGAGCGAAUUCGAGACGGAAGAGAGAAAUAAAUAUUUAGCCGAGGAAUUGGAAUUGAGGGUGAGGUAUAAUAUAACGGAUGAUGAUUUUCGUAAUUUGACCAAGAACGUAAUCAAGUCGGUACCGCAUAAAUCUGGAAUUCAGUGGAAAUUUGCUGGAGCGUUCUAUUUUGCGGUCACUGUAAUUACGACUAUCGGUUAUGGUCAUUCUGCCCCGCAAACUAUUGGAGGGAAAAUAUUUUGCAGUGCUUAUGCCCUGGCCGGAAUACCUCUGACUUUAGUUAUGUUCCAGUCGAUUGGUGAGCGUUUAAACGUUUUUAUAACGUUUCUCAUGAAACAUGGAAAAAAGUGUCUCAAGAUGAAAACAAGUGACGUUUCUCAAACCAAUUUGAUAAUAGUCAGUUUAAAUCUGUGCACAGUCGUUUUAGCCUCCGGCGCCUUUGUAUUUUCCUAUUACGAAGGAUGGAAUUAUCUUAAUAGUUUUUACUAUUGUUUUAUUACGCUGACGACCAUAGGAUUCGGCGAUUACGUAGCCUUACAAAAAGACAAUCUAUUGCAAAAGAAACCAGAGUAUGUGGCUUUCUCCUUAAUCUUUAUACUUUUCGGUUUGGCUGUGGUAAGUGCAGCUAUGAAUCUACUUGUUCUCAGAUUCUUAACAAUGAAUACGGAGGACGAAAGAAGGGAAGAAAUGGAAGCUGCUGCUGCUGCAAGGACAGCAGUAAGACUGGAGGGUGACGUCAUCACAGCUAAUGGAAGCGUGAUUAGCGUACAGCAGGAACGUGUUGCAGAAUAUGUUCCGGAUAACGUUAGUGUUUGUUCGUGUUCAUGCUACAAUAUCAGGGAUGGAUGGUUUAGAAGGAGCUUUAGGAGGAGGUAUACUGUAAGGAGAUCUCCGGGUAAAGUUGUUCAUUUAUUGCCAAUGAUAAAAUUGAAAGAAGACAGGGAUUCAACGGAAUGGAUGAAUAAAUAUUUAAGAGAGAAAAGAGCUUCUGUGUAGAGAGGAAACUGGAAGAAAAAAAGUUGAAGAAACAAACAAACAUAUAACAAACACAACUAUUUUUCCAAUUUCAUCGUUGAUGUUGACUACUGGACUUGUUUUUCUUAGCAGAAAGAUAGAAUUUUUAUGAAACGGCUGCCGAAAAACUCUUUGUAUUAUUUCAACAGUUUUACCACAAAUUAAUGCUGACGUUAGCAAUGAGAUUAAACUAACGAUCUUGUCUAGAGCUGAUAAGAAAUUCGUGAUCAGCGUACUUUUGCUAGCUACUACAUUUACCAUUGAUUUGGGAUAAAAGAAGAAGAUGUCUUUCAUCCCUUCUUUUCCAACUAGGAGAGAGAUUCAAUUCAAAGUUUAAUUCCUCAAGACUCUUCUCUAUUAUUAUUAUCCUUUGAAAGAAGAUAGCUACAAGACGAUACAUGGUACAAUCCAAGUUUUAAUGAAAUGCGAAGUGACGCCAUAUCUACUAAUUAACCACAACGUGAUAGAGGUAAUAAACAGGCUACAAAAAACAUAUAAUGGGAGAAUGUGUGUACAUAUCUCUAUAUAGGUAUACAACGUCUCUAAUCAGUACAUAUACAUGUCUGCAGUUUGUAAGACUAUAUUUGUUUUCAUAUAAAAGCAUAUACAUAUGCCAAAAUAUCUAUAAAUAUGUAUAGGCUUAUGUAUACAUUCAAUUGAGUAAAUGAUAAUAUGUUACUUUUGAUAUGUCUAUACAUCUACAUUCCCCUCAUAUAUACUAUGGAUAUAUGCAAAUCUUUUUGCACUAUAUAUGUAUAGUAUAUUUUCAAAAGUAGAUUAUUUUAGUGUAUAUGUAUUAUUAUACAGUAUAUAAGUGUAUUUACUAUAUUUUAGUCAUGCUAAGAUAAAAUUUUUUUGUUUCCUACUGUACAUACUCUCCUAUUAACUCUACAAACAAGUAAGAUAGCGAAGAAGGAAAACUGUACCUGAUAUAUGCGUUUCUACUCUCAACUCUCUCCCUCUGUUUUGUUUCUAUAUAUCUAUCUCUCCCUCCCUCCUCUCCCAAUUUCUAUAUCUAAAACAUGCAUUAUUGAAGCAAUUAGGUUAGAAUAACUCUUUUUUAACAAAGAAAGACUAUCAGUAAAGAAAGAAGUAUAUAUAUACUAAUAUAUAUACUGUAUAUAAACAAAAGACAAUGUUAACAUAAAAUAUAUAAGAAAGUUUGUCAGUUUCUUGCCUAUUAAUGCAAAACAAAGAUGAAAAAGGAACAAAGGAGAGCAAACUAUGUUAAUAUAUUUAAAUAUAUAUAUAUAUAUAUAUAUAUAUAUCUCCAUUCAGUAUAUAUUUGAAAGAUUCAAUUGAUUUUAAUACUAAAAGAAAAUGUAGGAGAAAUUUUAGUUAUGAGGAAAAAUAGAGAAAUUACGAUAUUUGAUUGAAAUUUAGAAAAAAAGGAUAUAGAUUAUAUACAAUAGUAACUUUAAUAGCUUGUUUAUCAUUAUUAUCCGAUAAAUUGAUGUGCUGAUAGAUUGUUUUUUAAGGUAUGACAAAGUGUUUAUUUUGAGAAUUCUGGCAGCUGCUUUGUAUAGGAAAUGACCAUUAACCAGAAAGUGUUUUUUUUGUUAAGGAAGACUUCUUAAAAGAAAACAACGACUAUUAUUCUUUCUGGUAGCUGAUCUAUCUGUUAAGUGGGUGCUCCUGAUCCAUUUAACGGAAAAAAUUAAGUAGAAGAUAUACAUGAGCCUUUUCUUCAAGAUCAAAGCGUAUUAAUAGCGUGACUCGCAUACGUAUCAAUGAAAUUUAAAUGAUUUAUCAUCAUCAACCGUAAAAUUACGGUGGUAAUAUUUGCUUCGAAAAAAAAGGGGAAAAAUAUGAAGAGAAUUCAAUUAAUUAUGUUUAAUUGAUUUAGGGUAAACGUUAAAAAUAUAUGCAUAAGAUUCUAUGUAUAUAUACACAUAUAUUCAUAUAUUACCUUUUUUACAUUUUCCGUUCAAGUAUGUAUAAGAAAAUCAAACUGUUUCACUUCAUCAACAAACGAGUUUUUGUAUGCCUCUCUUCAAGUUUUUUGUAGGUCUAUUCAUAUAGAAGUAUAGAAACUACAUUGAAAUGUAUUAUAUACUAUGGCUCUUUUAUGAUAUAUACAUCAGUAUAUAUAUAUAUAUGUAUAUAUUAUUCUACUGUAUAUUCAAAUUCUAUAUAGCUCAUUCGUUAUAUCGUGUACAUUUUGUAUAUAAUGUAUAAGAAUCAUUAUAUGUUAUGUAUUUAUAUUAUAUUUAAGACAGUGAAAUCUUUGGUAAAUAUGAAAAGAGUGAAAUGCAAGUGCCGUCUGAUUUGAUUUCAUAUCCUAAGAGAAUCUCUCCUGCUGAAUUUUUGUUCUGUUAAUGCCACUUUUUUUAUGUCACGCUGAGAAUCUUUGUUAAAGAAACAAGAAAAUGAAAAAAUUGGCCAAAACAUGAAAAAAUUAUUAAAGAUAUGAAAAAAAAACAAAAAAUUAAUGAUUUUAUUUGUUUUUUCUUCUUUCUUUUAGUUCUUUUAGGCAAAAACUAGAAAGAUUGAUCUUUCUCUUUUGUCUCUCUCUUCAUUUCUUCUUUUCUUCCCUUCAUUAUUUUUGGUUCUUCAAUUCACGAAUUUUAUUUAUUAUUUGAUAAAUAAU